UUGAAUAAAGUACCAACAGUUUAUUUUUUUGUAAUCUGCAUGUAGUUUAUGUAUAUGUGUAACGUGAAAUCAAACUGCAGCAAAGUGUCUAAGCAUUUAGCAAAAUAAAAUAACUAAAAUAAAAUAUAAUGAUUUUAAACAUUAAAAUGUUUUAAAGACGUAUUAAGCAACAUACAAGUUAACGCUUCGUAUACAAUGAAAAUGGCAUUGUAAAUUUGAACAUACAUUUGCAAUAUGAGCAAGUUAUGAUGAAAAAUCGAUAACUCCAAAAAAAACUUUAUUGUGUAAGAAAAUAAGUUGUUGCAAGACGACAGUAAUAAAAACACAACCAAAAUGUCUUCGUGAAGCAAGAAAAUCAAAAAUUCUUUGUUUCACCAACCAUAUUGAAAGAACUGGACGGUGAAGGAAAAUUAAAUUCCGCAAACGUAAAACACCAAGAAAAUAUUUUUUAAAAACAAUUGCAUUUCGUCACUCGUAUUUUUUGCGAAAGUUGAAAUUUUUGUGAUAACUUUGUAAAAGUACAAAUUAGUGGUAGAAAAUAACAAAAAAACACAGAGAGCUCUUAGACUAAUAAUAAACGUAAAUUAAAUGUUAAGUAACAUAAACAACGUUACAAUAAGUACCAACAAGUUUUUUUUAGUGCAAUAGCGAAAUUUUUUCUACACAUUUAAAUAAAAGCUUAAACUGAUACAACAUUCCUGCGCAACAUAAACCAAAAUGGCUGUCAAAAUGUACUAGGCCAGCCCUCACAAUGUCUGUCCCUGUACGCUACUCUGCUGCCGCCAAUUACGCCGUCGUUGAUAGUGGUUUGUCAAAUACUCUACAACAAGAAGAGCAAUACCACCAACACCAACAGCAACAACAACAUCAACAGCAGUUGUAUUGCCAAUUUGUCGCUAACGCCAACGCCAACGCCAACGCUAACGUCAACAACGUCAAUUUCAGUUUGGGCGAGUGCAAUAACUUCGUGAACGGCAAUAUAAACGGCUUUGACGUGCAGCAGCAGUUGAUGCAGCAGCGGUCAUCGAUGUCGUCGUCGGUUUCGCCAAUAACUGGAUUACCCGCCAACAUCAACAUUAACAUCAACAACAACAACAUCAAUCAUCACCAUCAUCAUCAUCAGAUUUCACCCUUAAACAUGGACAAUAUGAAUAUCAAUAAUAUUGAUGUCCUGCAAGAGGAGGAAGAGGAUCAUCAGUUGCAUUACCAUCAGCAUCAUUUCGAUAAUCAGUCGGCAUGCGAGCAAUCGGAAUUGCCGUUAAACAGCAUGAUGGGCGGCGAGACAGUGGCGGAAGCUAUGAACUCAACGAUGUUGGCGGCAGCAGUAGCGAAUGGUAGCGGUAUUGCAGCAAUGCAUACUGUGGAUGUAGAUGUGGAUGAGUGGAGGAUGUCUGACGAGGGCCGGUAUGGGACACCGGGUGCUGCUGGCUUGGAAUAUCAAAACUAUGAGCUAGAACAACAACAACAACAAACACCUGCUAACAUGAUGAACAACCCAUUGGAGUCUUCGUUAAUGGACAAUGAGAAUAGGAAUAUGAAGAUGAACAACAAUAAUGCCAAUAAAACUGGCAACAACAGCAGCAGUAGCAACAGCGAUGCCAAUAGCGCCAAUGAUGCCCCAAAUUCGCCUAAGAAGGAGAAUGAAUUAGUCGGUUUGUCAUCCGAAGAACUGUAUCGUAUGUUGAACGAAUACAAUGUGCUGCAGGAUAAAUACUAUACUGUAUUGCUGAUGCCGAGAGAAUCCAAGCGUGAAGUGACGGCUGGUGGACGUGAUGGCUCCGCGUAUGUUUUACGUUGCCUUAAAAUGUGGUACGAGCUGCCCUCCGAUGUGCUAUUCUCAGCAAUGAGCCUUGUGGAUCGCUUCCUUGAUCGCAUGGCUGUGAAGCCGAAGCAUAUGGCCUGCAUGAGUGUUGCCUCAUUUCACUUGGCUAUUAGGCAGCUAGGACUAAAACCAAUACCUGCGGACGAAUUAGUGACUAUUUCACAGUGUGGUUGCACUGCUGGCGAUUUAGAGCGUAUGGCUGGUGUUAUCGCCAAUAAAUUGGGUGUACAAAUGGGCACCACCCCGGUCACUGCCGUUACCAUCCUGCGCGUUUUUUAUGCCCUUUUCCGUAAUUUGGCAAAGGAGGUAUGCGAUGAAUUCUAUGAAUUCUAUCAACGUAUGAUCAAGUUGGAAGACUUGGAAAAUCGUUUGGAGAAUUUGCUAUGCGAUGUCAAGACUACAGUUAUAGCACCAUCAACAUUGGCAUUAAUACUGAUGUGUCUACAUUUGGAUUUCCAUAUUAAGGCGUCCUAUAAACGCGAACGGCCCGAAUUAAAACCCGUAUUCGAGUAUAUACUUUUCCUGCAGCAAUAUUUGCGGAUUCCCGAUCGCGUAUUCAGCUGUGGCUUUUCCAUUGUUGCUGAGAUCCUGUCUCACUACAACGGUCAAAACAAGCAGCCUUACAAGCAACGCUUGGUUUGGAAAUUGUCCAGCCGCACAUUGAAAGUAUUGCGUCCAACCAAUCGUUUUUCAACCGAUCUACCCACCAUCGAUGAAGGCCAAGUGAAUGUCAUGGAUGAAGGCUGUCGUUCAAGAACUGAAAGCAUUAGCUCCGAGGAGGAGGAGGACUGGCCCACAUCACCCAUUAUACCGAUCUUUGAACAGUGUUAGUACCGUACACACGCAUAAGAGGAUGCGAACAGAACAUCAGAUUUUUGCUUACGAACUCAACAAAUAACUGCAGGAUAUUUUUUUCGGUAUAUUCGGAUAGUUUGAGUAGAGGAGUACGCAAAAAAGUUGCGAAAAGCAGAAAAAAAUUGUUUCAUAUGGAGACGCAUUGUUGUUGAACGCAUUGCAAUUGAGAGAUUACAGUGAAAUGCAAUACGAAGUUGAGAAGCACGAGAGAGCAGCAACAUGAAACAGUAAAGCAACAACACCAACAACAUAUCCUGCACAUAAAAACAAGAAACAACAGAUAUUUUGCUUUUUGAAAGGAAAAAAAUAUUUAUAGUAAACAACAAAAGGAGUAACAGUCAAAUCCGUAAGCGAGGAAUCAACAGUUUUUUAAAAAGAACAAAAACUAAAAAAAAACAAUUUUUUUAACAAUAACACCCGGCUCCCCACUCUGCGAUGUGUGUAUAUUUUGCUAUGCAUCAUAAUUACGAAAGAAUUCUUAUUUGUUUUAGUGUAUGUAUAUACGUACGGUAGUAGAAAUGUUUAGAGAGGAAAAACAAAAACAAAAACAAAAAAUAUAUGGGUUAGAAGGCGCAUAUGUGUGACCACGGCCAGUCAGACAGCUAGAACGGUGCGUAUGUAUAGGGAAGAUGUUUAAUUCUAUUUCAAAACUUAAGGAAAACAACAAAAAACACAAACAAAAAAAAUUAAAAACAUAAAUAUGAAAAAAAAAAAAAUCAAAAAGCAAAAAAGAAACUAAAUAAAUGUUGCGGACCAUCAUACCAAGGAUUGAUGCCGUUCCGAAGCAUUUUUUCAAGGAACCGUAGAAGUGAGUAGUAAAAAUUCUUGGCAGAAUACGAAUUCACAGCAAAACCUACGAACAUAUUUCGUUUUAAACGAACCAAUUAAGCUAACACCUUGUACAUUUGUUAAGUAUUUUAGCUGUGUCUGUAUUUUAGCGGAACAUGCUAAAAGUGUUGCGUAUGCGCGCACAGCUGGAAUACCGACAAAUUGCUGUUGAUGAGAUGAGCACGUGUCGUAUGCCAACGGGACACUGCAUUUGGGUUCGCUCACACAAAAAAUAUUCCAAAACA
This is a messenger RNA of Bactrocera tryoni, 3750 nucleotides long. It is a transcript of the gene CycG, whose product is annotated as cyclin G. The transcript has 6 exons. The record is from RefSeq and is a predicted model, not a curated record. Lineage: Eukaryota; Metazoa; Arthropoda; Insecta; Diptera; Tephritidae. The coding region runs from base 752 to 2653 and encodes 633 amino acids.